Ustilaginoidea virens is the source of this 1254-nucleotide messenger RNA. RefSeq lists its product as uncharacterized. Bases 1 to 1254 code for a protein of 417 amino acids. Lineage: Eukaryota; Fungi; Ascomycota; Sordariomycetes; Hypocreales; Clavicipitaceae. The record is from RefSeq and is a predicted model, not a curated record. Gene Ontology annotation, cellular component: cytosol; intracellular membrane-bounded organelle; membrane. The transcript is spliced from 2 exons. Gene Ontology annotation, molecular function: oxysterol binding. Gene Ontology annotation, biological process: maintenance of cell polarity; exocytosis; endocytosis.
AUGUCUGGAUCUGCCAGUUCUGCUGCCUCUCAGGCAAGCAGUGGAAGUUGGUCGGCUUUCUUAAAGUCUAUUGCUUCCUUCAGUGGGGAUCUAUCUUCGCUUACCGCUCCGCCGUUUAUCCUAUCCUCACAGUCCCUGACCGAGUUCUCAUCGUAUUGGGCAACACAUCCGCCAGUCUUCUCCGCCCCUGCGGCGGAAUCCGACUCAGCUAAGCGAGCCAUGUUGGUUUUGAGAUGGUUCCUCUCUACCCUCAAAUACCAAUACGCCAGCCGGAGCGAAAAAUUCGGGAAUGAAAAGAAACCUCUGAAUCCCUUUCUCGGAGAACUUUUCUUGGGUACCUGGACGGACGAAGCUGGAGAAACUACGCUGAUUUCCGAACAAGUGAGCCACCAUCCUCCGACGACUGCCUACUGCAUCCGCAACAACAAGUCUGGAGUUCAACUGGAGGGGUACAAUGCGCAAAAAGCUACAUUUAAAAGCACCAUAAUCGUCAAGCAGAUCGGCCACGCCGUGCUUACAAUUCCCGUCGGGUCUGGAGAUGAGCCGCGAGCGGAGCACUAUCUCAUCACCCUGCCCUCCCUCCAUAUCGAGGGCUUAAUUUUCGGAUGCCCUUUUGUCGAGCUAGAUGGGUCGAGCUACAUAACCAGCUCUAGUGGCUAUACUGCCAAAAUAGAUUACAGUGGUAAAGGCUGGCUGUCUGGCAAGAAGAAUAGCGUUCUUGCUACGCUUUAUCCCACUGGUAAAGAGAAGGAUGUGCUGUACAAUGUAACAGGCCAGUGGACGAAGCAGUUGGAAAUUUAUCAAGGUGCUGCCAAGAACAACUCACCGUCAACAUUGAUCGCUACUUACGACGUUGCGGCAACACCCCAGACUGAGCUCCGUCUUCUUGCGCUAGAUAAGCAACAUCCCCUCGAAUCUCGCAGAGCUUGGGCCAAGGUUGCUGGAGCUAUCCAGGUAGGCGAUAUGGAUACUGUUUCAAUCGAAAAGGGGAAAAUAGAGAGAGCUCAACGCAACUUGCGCAACAAGGAACGAUCAGAAAACCGCUCCUGGGAGCGGCGUUACUUCUCCGCUGAAACGGGCGAAGACGAAGUUCUCAAAGCUCUGGGUCAUGUUGUGGGAUUGCCGCUUGAUGGUGAUCAGGAUAAGACAGGUGGUUUGUGGAGGUUCGAUCCAGCCAAGGCGGCUAUGGCGGCAUCGCAAAUCCUGAAUGACGAAGAGGUUCAUACAAUAGAGAGAGACGUCUUGGGACAGUAG